Magnolia sinica is the source of this 1432-nucleotide messenger RNA. Its product is annotated as histone-binding protein MSI1-like. The transcript is spliced from 6 exons. Gene Ontology annotation, molecular function: histone binding. Gene Ontology annotation, biological process: regulation of gene expression. The record is from RefSeq and is a predicted model, not a curated record. Lineage: Eukaryota; Viridiplantae; Streptophyta; Magnoliopsida; Magnoliales; Magnoliaceae. Bases 53 to 1237 code for a protein of 394 amino acids. Gene Ontology annotation, cellular component: nucleus.
UUUAAGAAACCCUUUUGAGCGUUUUGGCGGGAGAAAAAUAGGAGAGAGAGAGAUGGGAGGAAGAAGAGAUAUUGAAGAGAAGGCGCUACUUGCAGAUGAAUACAGCGUAUGGAAGAAGAACACACCUUUCCUUUAUGAUCUGGUCAUCUCCCAUGCCCUCGAAUGGCCUUCCCUCACCAUCCAAUGGCUUCCAUUCUCCUCCGUCCAUCGCCUCAUCCUCGGGACUCACACCUCUGACGGUGUCCCCAACUUUCUCAUGAUUGCUGACGUCGACAUGCCCGCUUCCUCUACCACCUACGCUCAGCCUCCCUCAAACCCUAAGGUUCAGAUAUCACAACGGAUCCAUCAUGAUGGAGAAGUUAAUCGGGCCCGGUACAUGCCGCAGUACCCAUCUGUUAUUGCCACCAAGACCAACGGCUCGGAUCUGUUUCUUUUCAACUGCAACAGGCAUCCACCCAAGCCUCAGUCAGGUUCUUGUGACCCUGACCUACGCUUGAAGGGUCACACCAACGAAGGAUAUGGCUUGUCAUGGAGCCCAUUGAAGGAGGGGUUCAUAUUGAGUGGUUCUAAUGACUCUAAGAUAUGCUUGUGGGACAUAAAUACAAUGCCACAAGAUAAAAUGCUCGGGGCAAAGACUAUAUAUGGGGUUCAUGAAGAUGUGGUUGAAGAUGUGUCGUGGCACUUAAUGAAUGAAAAUUUAUUUGGGUCAGUUGGGGAUGAUAAACGCUUGAUGAUAUGGGAUUUGCGCUCGUCCAUGUCUAACAGCCCACAACAUUCAAUUGUAGCUCAUGAGAAAGAGGUGAACUCCCUAUCUUUCAGUCCAUUUAAUGAAUGGUUUUUGGCGACGGCAUCUUCGGAUAAAACUGUCAACUUGUUUGACUUACGAAAGCUGACAACGGCUUUGCACACAUUUACCAGUCACACGGAUGAGGUAUUCCAGGUAGAAUGGAGCCCGAAGAAUGAAACUGUAUUGGCUUCCAGUGCUGCUGAUAGAAGAUUAAUAGUUUGGGAUCUCAACAGGAUUGGGGAUGAGCAGACAGCAGAAGAUGCCGAGGACGGGCCACCCGAGCUUCUAUUUGUUCAUGGGGGUCACACUGCCAAGAUCUCAGAGUUCUCAUGGAACCGUAAUGAGCCAUGGCUCAUCUCAAGUGUUGCGGAGGAUAACAUUCUUCAGGUCUGGCAGAUGGCUGAGAGCAUUUAUCGCGAUGAUCUUGAUGUUGGCACCGAAGGGAGUUAGAUUGUCGAUAUGACCAUUUCAUGCCCUUUACUCCAUGGUUGGUGGGAGCAAAAGUGUGUCUGGAGUUAAAGGCACUGUUUUGGCCUGUGGGCUAGAGUAAGUAGCUGUAUGAACUGCAUGGCAUCCUUAAGAGCUGUGAGUAUAUAUACUCUUGGUUUUAACUCUUCAUCAUGCACUAGAUAUGAUCUUCUUCUU